UUUUUUUAUUCAGGGAGAGAAGCCAGGUGAUUUGAUAGCGAUCGCCUUCCCCAUUCGAGAUUUUCACUGUGGGCUUGUUUCUCAAAUGACCAACACCUGUAGGAAGUUAAUUUUCAGCAUGUCCCAGGAGAGCCAAAACGACUUUGUUCCUGUUGCUUACGACAAGGUGGACUUUAGAUGCCUCCUGUCUUUGAUAUCUAAGAAUUUUGAAAUAAAGUGAAUUAUGGGAUUGAAAGUCAGAGGGCAGAGCGCUCUCCCCAGCGGCCAGCCCCGCACAAGUGGUCUGGGGUGGAUCUUUAUACUGCCACUGCUCCAUGCCUGGAAGGUUAAGUGUCCAGGGAUAUUUUUAAACAGCGGGGGCUGGUUAAUCUAAAAGUGACAUUUACAGUCACAACAGUCAGCAGCUAGCAGGCUUUCAGGCCCGUAAGCAAACAAGGACUCAUCUAAGUAACCCUGAAUGCAUUUGGGAAGCCACCACGGGAAGAGAAAAGCUGAAGAAAUAAAAUGAGUUUCUGAAUGGUAUUACUUCUUUUUGUAUCUUGUCUGAUUUUCUCCUGCCUGACCUUUUCCUGGUUAAGAAUCUGGCGCAAAAUGACAGACUCACAGCCAGUCACUAAGAGUAAAUCAGAAGUGAGCUCCACCCAGAGCCAGGAGCCCUUCCCAGCCUCAGACAGCUUUGGGGAGCCACCGCAGAAGAAUGGCGAUGGCAGCUCUCUGCCGAAGACUCCCCAGCAGGCAGAGCCAGUCUCCCGCAGAGGCCCCAAAGAUGCCUGUCAGCGGAGAAACUCCUUGCCACCCUCACACCAGAAGCCUCCAAGAAACCCCCUUUCUUCCACUGAUGCAUCACCUUCCCCAGGACUCCAAUCCAAUGGCGCAGAGAGUGAAGGCCCGGAAGCCCCGGAUACCAAUGGUCUGUCCUCCCUACCCCAGCCCCAGGGCCAGCGAGCUCGAUCCCCCUCCAAAGAAGACAAGAAGCAGGCGAACAUCAAGAAGCAGCUGAUGACCAACUUCAUCCUGGGCUCGUUUGAUGACUACUCCUCCGAUGAGGACCCUGGUACUGGCUCAUUUCGUGAGUCUUCCCGGAAGGGCAGCCGGGCCAGCCUAGGGACAGUGACCCUGGAGGUGCCUCUGACCACGGGUGAACCUGACACCCGCAUCCCUACAAUGAGGCCAAGCAUGUCUGGACUCCACCUAGUGAAGAGGGGACGGGAACACAAGAAGCUGGAUCUACACAGAGACUUCACUGUGGCUUCCCCAGCUGAGUUUGUCACACGCUUUGGAGGGGAUCGGGUCAUCGAGAAGGUGCUUAUUGCCAACAAUGGUAUUGCUGCCGUGAAGUGCAUGCGUUCCAUCCGCAGGUGGGCCUAUGAGAUGUUCCGCAAUGAGCGGGCCAUCCGGUUUGUGGUCAUGGUGACCCCUGAGGACCUCAAGGCCAAUGCAGAGUACAUCAAGAUGGCGGAUCAGUACGUCCCUGUCCCAGGAGGGCCCAACAACAACAACUACGCCAAUGUAGAGCUGAUCGUGGACAUUGCCAAGAGAAUCCCUGUGCAGGCGGUGUGGGCUGGCUGGGGCCAUGCUUCUGAAAACCCCAAACUUCCGGAGCUGCUGUGCAAAGAUGGAAUUGCUUUCUUAGGCCCUCCCAGUGAGGCCAUGUGGGCCUUGGGAGACAAGAUUGCCUCCACCAUCGUGGCCCAGACGCUGCAGAUACCAACUCUGCCUUGGAGUGGUAGUGGUCUGACAGUGGAGUGGACAGACGAUGAUCUGCAGCAAGGGAAAAGAAUCAGUGUCCCGGAAGACGUGUAUGAAAAGGGUUGUGUGAAAGAUGUAGACGAGGGCUUGGAGGCAGCAGAAAAAAUUGGUUUUCCAUUGAUGAUCAAAGCGUCUGAAGGUGGUGGAGGGAAAGGAAUCCGGAAGGCUGAGAGUGCAGAGGACUUCCCGAUCCUUUUCAGACAGGUGCAGAGUGAGAUCCCGGGCUCACCGGUCUUUCUCAUGAAGCUGGCCCAGCACGCCCGUCACCUGGAGGUGCAGAUCCUCGCUGACCAGUACGGGAACGCGGUGUCUCUGUUUGGCCGAGACUGCUCUAUCCAGCGGCGGCAUCAGAAGAUCAUUGAGGAGGCGCCGGCCACCAUCGCCCCGCUGGCUGUGUUCGAGUUCAUGGAGCAGUGUGCUGUCCGCCUAGCCAAGACGGUGGGCUAUGUGAGCGCGGGGACGGUUGAAUACCUCUAUAGCCAGGACGGCAGCUUCCACUUCUUGGAGCUGAAUCCUCGCCUGCAGGUGGAACAUCCCUGCACAGAAAUGAUCGCGGACGUCAACCUGCCGGCUGCCCAGCUACAGAUCGCCAUGGGAGUCCCAUUGCACCGGCUGAAGGAUAUCCGGCUUCUCUAUGGAGAGUCGCCAUGGGGAGUGAUGCCCAUUUCUUUUGAAACCCCUGCAAAUCCCCCCCUCGCUCGAGGCCACGUCAUUGCAGCCAGAAUCACCAGCGAAAACCCAGACGAGGGGUUUAAGCCAAGUUCUGGCACAGUCCAAGAACUGAAUUUCCGCAGCAGCAAGAACGUGUGGGGUUACUUCAGCGUGGCUGCUACUGGAGGCUUACAUGAGUUUGCUGAUUCCCAGUUUGGGCACUGCUUCUCCUGGGGAGAGAACCGGGAAGAGGCCAUUUCGAACAUGGUGGUGGCUCUGAAGGAACUGUCCAUCCGAGGUGACUUUAGGACCACCGUGGAGUAUCUCAUUAACCUCCUAGAGACUGACAGCUUCCAGAACAACGACAUUGACACCGGGUGGUUGGACCACCUCAUCGCUGAAAAAGUGCAGGCCGAGAAGCCGGAUAUCAUGCUCGGGGUGGUGUGUGGGGCCUUGAACGUGGCCGACGCGAUGUUCAGAACCUGCAUGACGGAUUUCUUACACUCCCUGGAGAGGGGCCAGGUUCUUCCGGCAGAUUCACUGCUGAACAUUGUGGAUGUGGAGUUAAUUUAUGGAGGCAUUAAGUACAUUCUCAAGGUGGCCCGGCAAUCUCUGACCAUGUUUGUACUCAUCAUGAACGGCUGCCACAUCGAGAUUGAUGCCCACCGGCUCAAUGACGGUGGGCUGCUGCUGUCCUACAACGGGAACAGCUACACUACCUACAUGAAAGAAGAGGUGGACAGUUACCGAAUUACCAUCGGCAACAAGACGUGUGUAUUUGAGAAGGAGAACGAUCCCACAGUCCUGAGAUCUCCCUCAGCUGGGAAGCUGACACAGUACACAGUGGAGGAUGGGGGCCACGUCGAGGCUGGGAGCAGCUACGCAGAGAUGGAGGUGAUGAAGAUGAUCAUGACCCUGAACGUGCAGGAAAGUGGCCGGGUGAAGUACAUUAAGCGUCCUGGGGCCGUGCUGGAGGCAGGCUGCAUGGUGGCCAGGCUGGAGCUUGACGAUCCUUCUAAAGUGCACCCAGCUGAGCCAUUCAUGGGAGAGCUGCCGUCCCAGCAGACACUGCCCAUCCUCGGAGAGAAACUGCACCAGGUUUUCCACAAUGUCCUAGAAAACCUGACCAAUGUCAUGAGUGGCUACUGUCUGCCAGAGCCUAUUUUUAGCAUAAAGCUGAAGGAGUGGGUGCAGAAGCUCAUGGUGACUCUGCGGCACCCCUCACUGCCGCUGCUGGAGCUGCAGGAGAUCAUGACCAGCGUGUCGGGCCGUAUCCCUACCCCCGUGGAGAAGGCAGUCCAGCGGGUGAUGGCCCAGUACGCCAGCAAUAUCACCUCGGUGCUGUGCCAGUUCCCCAGCCAGCAGAUAGCCACCAUCCUGGACUGUCACGCGGCCACCCUGCAGCGGAAGGCUGACCGAGAGGUCUUCUUCAUGAACACGCAGAGCAUCGUACAGUUGGUGCAGAGAUACCGCAGUGGGACCCGCGGCUACAUGAAAACGGUGGUGUUGGAUCUCCUUAGAAGAUACUUGCAUGUCGAGCACCAUUUCCAACAAGCCCACUACGACAAGUGUGUGAUCAACCUCAGGGAGAAGUUCAAGCCAGACAUGUCCCAGGUGCUGGACUGCAUCUUCUCCCACGCACAGGUGGCCAAGAAGAACCAGCUGGUGAUCAUGUUGAUCGAUGAGCUCUGUGGCCCAGACCCUUCCCUGUCGGAUGAGCUGACCUCCAUCCUCAAUGAGCUCACUCAGCUGAGCAAAAGCGAGCAUUGCAAGGUGGCCCUCCGAGCCAGACAGGUCCUGAUCGCCUCCCAUCUCCCCUCCUAUGAGCUGCGUCACAACCAGGUGGAGUCCAUCUUCCUGUCUGCCAUUGACAUGUACGGCCACCAGUUCUGCCCAGAGAACCUCAAGAAAUUAAUACUUUCGGAAACGACCAUCUUUGAUGUCCUGCCUUCAUUCUUCUAUCACACUAACAAAGUCGUGUGCAUGGCGUCCUUGGAGGUUUAUGUGCGGAGGGGCUACAUCGCCUAUGAGUUAAACAGCCUGCAGCACCGGCAGCUCCCGGACGGCACGUGCGUGGUAGAAUUCCAGUUCAUGCUGCCCUCUUCCCACCCAAACCGGAUGGCCAUGCCCAUCAGCAUCACCAACCCUGACCUGCUGAGGCACAGCACGGAGCUCUUCAUGGACAGCGGUUUCUCCCCACUCUGCCAGCGCAUGGGGGCCAUGGUGGCCUUCGAGAGAUUCGAGGACUUCACCAGGAACUUUGAUGAGGUCAUCUCCUGCUUUGCCAAUGUGCCCAAAGAUACCCCCCUCUUCAGUAAGGCCCGAACCUCCCUGUACUCCGACGAUGACUGCAAGAGCCUCAGGGAAGAGCCCAUCCACAUUCUGAAUGUGGCCAUCCAGUGUGCAGACCGCCUGGAGGACGAGGCGCUGGUGCAGACCUUACGGACUUUCGUGCAGUCCAAGAAAAAUAUUCUUGUGGAUUAUGGACUCCGAAGGAUCACAUUCCUGAUUGCCCAGGAGAAAGAAUUUCCCAAGUUUUUCACAUUCAGAGCAAGAGAUGAGUUUGCAGAAGAUCGCAUUUACCGUCACUUGGAGCCGGCCCUGGCCUUCCAGCUGGAGCUCAGCCGGAUGCGCAACUUCGACCUGACCGCCGUACCCUGCGCCAACCACAAGAUGCACCUUUACCUGGGUGCGGCCAAGGUGAAGGAAGGGGCAGAAGUGACGGACCACCGGUUCUUCAUCCGGGCCAUCAUCAGGCAUUCCGACCUGAUCACGAAGGAGGCCUCCUUCGAGUACCUGCAGAACGAGGGAGAGCGGCUGCUCCUGGAGGCCAUGGACGAGCUGGAGGUGGCCUUCAACAACACCAGUGUGCGCACCGACUGCAACCACAUCUUCCUCAACUUCGUGCCCACCGUCAUCAUGGACCCCUCCAAGAUUGAGGAGUCUGUACGCUCCAUGGUUAUGCGAUAUGGCAGCCGCUUGUGGAAACUCCGAGUGCUACAGGCUGAGGUCAAGAUCAACAUCCGCCAGACCACCACGGGCAGUGCCGUCCCCAUCCGCCUGUUCAUCACCAACGAAUCGGGCUACUACCUGGACAUCAGCCUGUACAAAGAGCUGACCGACCCGAGAUCUGGAAACAUCAUGUUUCAUUCCUUUGGCAACAAACAAGGGCCCCAGCACGGGAUGCUGAUCAAUACUCCCUAUGUCACCAAGGAUCUGCUUCAGGCCAAGCGAUUCCAGGCCCAGUCCUUGGGGACCACCUACAUCUAUGACUUCCCAGAGAUGUUCCGGCAGGCCCUCUUUAAACUGUGGGGCUCCCCAGACAAGUACCCGAAAGACAUCCUGACGUACACGGAAUUAGUACUGGACUCUCAGGGCCAGCUGGUGGAGAUGAACCGACUUCCUGGUGGAAACGAGGUGGGCAUGGUGGCCUUCAAAAUGCGGUUCAAGACCCAGGAGUAUCCGGAAGGGCGGGAUGUGAUUGUCAUCGGCAAUGACAUCACCUUCCGCAUUGGCUCCUUUGGCCCACGGGAGGACCUUCUGUACCUGAGGGCAUCUGAGAUGGCCCGGGCAGAGGGCAUCCCUAAAAUCUACCUGGCAGCCAACAGUGGGGCCCGCAUCGGCAUGGCAGAGGAGAUCAAACACAUGUUCCAGGUGGCUUGGGUGGACCCAGAAGACCCCCAAAAAGGAUUUAAGUACCUGUACCUGACUCCCCAAGACUUCACCAAAAUCAGCUCCCUGAACUCCGUCCACUGUAAACACAUCGAGGAAGGAGGAGAAUCCAGGUACGUCAUCACGGAUAUCAUUGGGAAGGACGAUGGCCUGGGCGUGGAGAAUCUGAAGGGCUCGGGCACCAUUGCUGGGGAGUCCUCCUUGGCUUAUGAAGAGAUUGUCACCAUUAGCUUGGUGACUUGCCGAGCCCUUGGGAUCGGAGCCUACUUGGUGAGGCUGGGCCAGCGAGUGAUCCAGGUGGAAAACUCCCACAUCAUCCUCACAGGAGCAAGUGCUCUCAACAAGGUCCUGGGAAGAGAGGUCUACACGUCCAACAACCAGCUGGGGGGCGUGCAGAUCAUGCAUUACAAUGGUGUCUCCCACAUCACCGUGCCAGAUGACUUCGAGGGCGUCUAUACCAUCCUAGAGUGGCUGUCCUAUAUGCCAAAGGAUAAUCUCAGCCCAGUCCCUAUCAUCACACCCACUGACCCCAUUGACAGAGAAAUUGAAUUCCUCCCAUCCAGAGCUCCCUACGAUCCCCGGUGGAUGCUUGCAGGAAGGCCUCACCCAACUUUGAAGGGAACCUGGCAGAGUGGAUUCUUCGACCAUGGCAGCUUCAAGGAAAUCAUGGCACCCUGGGCCCAGACCGUGGUGACAGGACGAGCAAGGCUGGGCGGGAUCCCCAUUGGAGUGAUCGCUGUAGAGACCCGGACAGUGGAAUUGGUGGUCCCUGCAGACCCUGCCAACCUGGAUUCUGAAGCCAAGAUAAUCCAGCAGGCGGGCCAGGUGUGGUUCCCAGACUCCGCCUACAAAACCGCCCAGGCCAUAGAGGACUUCAGGAGGGAAAAGCUGCCCCUUCUGAUCUUUGCCAACUGGAGGGGCUUCUCUGGGGGUAUGAAAGACAUGUAUGACCAGGUGCUGAAGUUUGGCGCCUACAUAGUGGAUGGCCUCAGGAAGUACACACAGCCUAUCCUGAUCUACAUCCCACCCUACGCAGAGCUCCGGGGAGGCUCCUGGGUGGUCGUCGAUGCCACCAUCAACCCCCUAUGCAUAGAAAUGUACGCCGACAAAGAGAGCAGGGGAGGUGUUUUGGAGCCAGAGGGAACAGUGGAGAUUAAGUUCCGAAAGAAAGACCUGAUCAAGUCCAUGAGAAGGCUCGACCCAGUUUACAAGAAGCUCGUGGAACAGCUGGGGGCGCCGGAGCUCUCAGAGAAGGAGCGCAAGGACCUGGACAGCCGGCUGAAGGCUCGCGAGGACAUGCUGUUCCCCAUCUACCACCAGGUGGCGGUGCAGUUCGCCGACCUCCACGACACACCCGGCCGGAUGCUGGAGAAGGGUGUCAUCUCUGACAUCCUGGAGUGGAAGACGGCACGCACCUUCCUGUACUGGCGUCUGCGCCGGCUCCUCCUGGAGGACCAGGUCCGGCAGGAGAUCCUGCGGGCCAGCGGCCAGCUGAGCCAUGUGCACAUCCAGUCCAUGCUGCGCCGCUGGUUUGUGGAGUCGGAGGGUGCCGUCAAGGCCUACCUGUGGGACAACAACCAGGUGGUGGUGCAGUGGCUGGAGCAGCACUGGCAGGCGGAGGAUGGCCCGCACUCCACCAUCAGUGAGAACAUCAGGUGCCUGAAGCACGACUCCGUCCUCAAGACCAUCCGAGGCCUAGUCCAAGAAAACCCUGAGGUGGCCAUGGACUGCGUGAUGUAUCUGAGCCAGCACAUCAGCCCAGCCGAGCGGGCCCAGGUUGCUCACCUGCUGUCUACCCUGGAGAGCCCAGCCUCCACCUGACCUGGCGUCAGCCAUUCUCAGGACCACGGGCAAGAGGAACCAUGUUGACCACUAACCUCACAUCUUCAUUGAGGCCUUGCUUUAAACAAAAUAAAGUUAAAGUCCUGGGCAUUUCUGCAGGGCUGCUGAUCCCCACCUGACUCCUAUCUCAAUAAAAGGCCCAGGGGUGCAUCUUCCAAGCAGAAAGAGCCUUCCCUGGAGCCUUCUCCAGAGUUGGGAAGUUUGUUCUGUUCUGUCUCUUAAGACAAAAUUUUUGCUGCAUCACAGAAUCAAAUUGAACCAAAACAUGUGUUUCCUUCUGCUUUUCUGUGCCUGGGAGCCAGGAGAUCUUUAUAUCACAUCAUGGAAUCUUUUAUUUUUUUAUUCUGAGACCAGCACUUGAUGUAAGUGUCUUGCAUAUUUCAGCUGAAUAAAAGGGCCACAGAAAAAAAUUUGUAAACAAGACUAGAGAGAAAACCUAUUUUUAUAAUGAUGCUUCUUUGAAUACUGCGUGGUCAUCCAGGAAGGGGUAUGAAUGGUUUUUUCAUUAAGAGAAUAAAAUGUUACUUCCUUUCCCAAGUGGCUCCAGUGAAUCACUAGGAAUGUCCCACUGGCAGGCCACGCUUAACACGCUCAUUAGCAGAGAUUCGCUUUUCAAGAAAGGGAAAGCAAAACAGGCGCGGCCUGGCUGCAGGUUCCAGGCCAUUUGGAGGAGUCUUUAAUUCGGCCGUAGUCCUCUGCCUGCCUCUUCCCUCCAAGGAAAACAAGGACUGCCCCUCCCACUUCAGGAUUGGCCACCCACCCUGCACGUGUGCUCCAUGCACAAGUACAGAGGGGGAGGGGAAGCCCUCAGCCAGACUCACAGCCCAACUUGCUCAUCAGCGUUGCCGCCAUCACCCUUCGAGUUGCUGUUGUUUCCUCACCUGUCGGCUUGAUGUCCAUGGUGGGAUGCAGCCCCAAGGAACAGAGCUGUUGGUGACCACAGACCAGACUGUGAUGAUCACGCCAAUUUACUCAGGGAAGACUCUGCAAUGGGACCUCCAGCACCUGGCUCUGAAGCCUGCACAACCUUGGGGCUGGCGGUCCUCUGGUCCCUCCCACCUGUGCUGGAGUUAGAGGUGAGGGGACUUGCCCCCAGCCUGCGGCCCUGGUGAGCCGUCUGCCUGCGACACUGAAGGUUAUGACUUGCCAAUGCGGAAGCCCAUGGGGUUGCCCAGGGAAGCCUCUGCAAGCUGGGAUGCUUGAGGAUGUCCAAGUUUAAAAAAAUAAUACUCUGAUGUCAUCCAGUGACAGCCCUGGCAAGUAAGGGUGGUGUGGAGGCAGUGAAGGGCAGGAGAAGCGGAUUGUCCAUUGUCCCGUCAUGGGGCUUGCUGAGGAACCAAAGGUUGUUCAAUCAGGCAAGGCCCUCUUGGUUUGGGAGGGGAAGACAAGUCUAUGAAUAGUUGCUUUCCUAGAACAGUGGGUAGAGGGCUCCCCGGGAUGUGUGCACAAUAAACUAUUUUUUGAAGGAAAAA
Messenger RNA from Otolemur garnettii (small-eared galago), 9386 nucleotides. RefSeq names its product acetyl-CoA carboxylase beta (gene ACACB). NCBI's taxonomy places the organism in Eukaryota, Metazoa, Chordata, Mammalia, Primates, Galagidae. The record is from RefSeq and is a predicted model, not a curated record. The transcript is spliced from 53 exons. Gene Ontology annotation, biological process: fatty acid biosynthetic process. The coding region runs from base 517 to 7893 and encodes 2458 amino acids. Gene Ontology annotation, molecular function: acetyl-CoA carboxylase activity; ATP binding; metal ion binding.